AUGUCCACACACGUCGCAGCACUUGAAGCACUAAGCCAACCAGCCAACAGCUGGGAUGCAUGGCUUUUAACAAUUAUCCUGAGAAAACUUGACCAUUCAAAAAGUCAUGAAUGGCAAGUGCGAAGAACCAACACAGAGUUACCGAAAUACAGUGAGCUGCAGCAAUUUCUGUCAAGCCGUUGUGUUGCAUUGGAGAGUUCGGAAACACUCCGGAACACCAGCGAUGAAGUAAAACGUAAACCAAAAACCAGGAGUUCCUAUUUAAAAAGCAACGCUCAUAAUCACCCUAGAAAGGCUCUUUACACGGCUAAUCAUAACGUGAAGUGUGAAUGCUGUGCAGGCGAACAUCGGAUAUACGCAUGUAGCAAGUUCAAAGAAAUGCCAGUGGGAAGCAGUGUACAGAAGGUUCGAGAGGUAAAGUUGUGCUUCAACUGCUUUUCAAACAUGCAUACGGCGGAUGUGUGCAAGUCAAAGUACAGCUGCCGCGUGUGUAAUGGUAGACACAAUACGCUACUACACUACGAAAAGCAAGAACCUCAAGCCACGGUGAAUGAAGAAGCUACCACUGAAAGGGUAGACAAUCCAAGCGCGAAGGUGUUUUGUGCAGCUCAAAGAGUUAAUCAUGUCUUCCUAGCAACCGCUAUAGUCUCAGUGCUGGACUGUUAUGGGGAAAAAAGACCAUGUCGAGUAGAAUUGGAUAGCGGGUCGCAAAUAAACUUUGUCUUGAGGAAAAUGGCCAAGCUAUUAAAUCUUGCUCGCGAGAAAGGCGAACUACCAGUAACUGGAAUAGGAGCUAACCGGAUUCAUUCAACUGCGUGCGUUACCAUAGAUGUAUUUUCCAGAAUAAAGGAAUUUCAAGUUGCUUUAGUUUGUCUCGCAUCGCUGGCUGAAGCAGAAAGGCUAAGAUUUGGAUAA
Molecule: messenger RNA, 915 nt
Organism: Macrosiphum euphorbiae (potato aphid)
Lineage: Eukaryota; Metazoa; Arthropoda; Insecta; Hemiptera; Aphididae
Source: the annotation of a GenBank genome assembly